UCAAUGAAGGUAUUGACAGAAAAAACCCUAAGCAUAAUAAUAAACCUGUUUUAUCGUCUUGCCUACAAAGAAAAGAAGAAACCUACUGGCUCAGAAAUUGAGGAAAAAAUCAAAAUUGCAGAGCUUCGACGAAAGAAUGAAAUUGAACUUCGAGUUGCAAAGACGAUCAGAGAAAGAGAAAAAAUGCAGGCAUUUGCAUUAAAAAUGAACAAAUUGCGGCUUCAUCAUGUUGUCAUGGAAAAUGAUAAAGCACAUUGCGGGAAAACCAAGAAAAACGAUGGUAUUUUAACUAAAAAAGAAUAUGUUAAACUAGCAAGUGAACUAUCUAUGGAAUUUGAGACUCGUGCUGAAAAACUAAACGAAGACAUUAAAAUUGCAGAAAACUUACAAGUUUAAAUUAGAAACAGUAUGUAAAUACCCUUUUAAAUACACUGUACACUUUUUGUAUUUUUUCAAACCCAUGUUAAUAUUAAUUCUGCACUAGCGUCACUA
Messenger RNA from Hydractinia symbiolongicarpus, 492 nucleotides. RefSeq lists its product as uncharacterized. The transcript is spliced from 2 exons. Lineage: Eukaryota; Metazoa; Cnidaria; Hydrozoa; Anthoathecata; Hydractiniidae. The record is from RefSeq and is a predicted model, not a curated record. Bases 4 to 396 code for a protein of 130 amino acids.